This is a messenger RNA of Sapajus apella (tufted capuchin), 8981 nucleotides long. It is a transcript of the gene ZNF385D, whose product is annotated as zinc finger protein 385D. The transcript has 8 exons. Gene Ontology annotation, cellular component: nucleus. Gene Ontology annotation, molecular function: nucleic acid binding; zinc ion binding. The coding region runs from base 837 to 2024 and encodes 395 amino acids. Lineage: Eukaryota; Metazoa; Chordata; Mammalia; Primates; Cebidae. The record is from RefSeq and is a predicted model, not a curated record.
AUUACUCUUCACCAACUACUAGCUUUCUGGGAUCUGAUCACUUCUAAGUGUAAACCUCUAUUACCCUAGCAAUGGUCCCUUGCGUUCCUUUUAUUCCUCUUGUAUAUGAACGCAAAAAAUAUAACAGCAAACCCUCAAACCUACAGCAGAGAGAAGGCAAGCACGGCACCAACCCUCUUCGUACUGCCUUUUUAACUUGGCAGGGGAGCUUAAAUUUUGGAGAGAAUGGUGGCAUUCAUAGGAGGGGCGGGGUAAAAGUGUUGUCUAAUUACACGUUAAUGGCAGAACUCGCCUUAACCACGUCCCUCCGGCACAGCGGUGAAUUUCUCCUGCGUGCUCCUGUGCGGAUCCCGAGACCCUUCUCGCUUUAAGAGAGCCUCCGGCGCCCCUCACUCCGCCCCUUCCCAAGUCUCUGGGCUCGUCAAAGCUUCCCGAGAGCCAUGGUUGGUCCAGGCAGGCAAUCGGAGCACCUCGUGGAGCGGCUGCUCACCCAGGGUGGGGUGGGGUGGGGUGGAGUGGAGGGGUCUGUUUGUAGUACUCUCAGUCCUGAUGUCACAGGCGCGGCAAGGACAUCGCAAGGAGGAGUCGGAUUACAGUAAGGAUGGGCAGUGCAGCAGGCAGCCCGAGCGCACUCUCCAGCCGCCGGGGAUCGUAGCCCUGGAACGGCAGCCUGCGAGGCGCUCAUCCCGCGGAGGAGGCACACUCUCGGCGCCCACUGCUCUCCACGCCGGGAACGUUUCCACCGAGUGUAGCAUGAAACGGCUCUGCUCUGCGUGCCAGCCUGGGGUGAGAGCUGAUGCUGAAGACACCGCGGUGGGGUUCCAGCUGUCUGAUUAAUGAGAAACAUAAUGUAUUUUGGUGGUACAUGCCAGAGUCCUGCUCUCCCGGCCCUUGUCCGUCCACCAGCCCCUCCUUUGCAACCAUCGCUGGAUAUUAAACCAUUUCUUCCCUUUCCUCUUGACACUGCAGCUGCAGUCAACCUCUUCCCCAAUUUCAAUGCGAUGGACCCGAUUCAGAAAGCUGUAAUAAACCAUACAUUUGGGGUUCCUCUUCCCCAUCGAAGAAAGCAAAUUAUAUCAUGCAACAUUUGCCAGUUGAGAUUUAAUUCUGAUAGCCAGGCUGCGGCCCACUACAAAGGCACGAAACAUGCCAAGAAGCUCAAAGCACUGGAAGCCAUGAAAAAUAAGCAGAAAUCUGUAACUGCCAAGGACAGCGCAAAGACUACCUUCACCUCCAUCACUACCAAUACCAUCAAUACCAGCUCUGACAAAACAGACGGUACUGCAGGGACACCAGCAAUAUCAACAACGACAACUGUGGAAAUUCGCAAAAGCAGUAUCAUGACAACUGAGAUCACCUCUAAAGUGGAAAAAAGCCCCACGACAGCCACUGGCAAUAGCUCAUGUCCUUCUACUGAGACCGAGGAAGAAAAGGCAAAACGACUUCUUUACUGUUCGCUAUGCAAGGUUGCUGUCAACUCCACCUCGCAGCUGGAGGCACACAACAGUGGUACUAAGCACAAAACCAUGCUAGAAGCCCGGAAUGGAAGUGGCACUAUCAAAGCCUUUCCUAGGGCAGGAGUGAAAGGCAAAGGACCUGUUAAUAAAGGAAACACAGGCCUCCAAAACAAAACAUUUCACUGUGAAAUCUGUGAUGUGCACGUCAACUCGGAAACACAACUUAAACAGCACAUUAGCAGUAGAAGGCACAAAGACAGAGCUGCUGGGAAGCCCCCGAAACCUAAAUACAGUCCUUACAACAAACUACAGAAAACAGCACAUCCACUGGGGGUAAAAUUAGUAUUUUCAAAAGAACCUUCAAAGCCAUUGGCUCCACGAAUUCUACCAAAUCCUCUAGCAGCUGCAGCAGCUGCAGCAGCAGUGGCAGUGAGCUCCCCCUUCAGCCUUCGAACUGCUCCAGCAGCAACACUGUUCCAGACUUCUGCGCUUCCUCCAGCACUCCUGCGGCCAGCUCCUGGACCCAUUCGGACCGCCCAUACUCCUGUGCUGUUUGCUCCUUACUAAAUUCCAAAUAGGAGUAAUUGUACUGCAAUAAUUUUACAAACAAAACAAAAGAGAACUAUGCAGUGUUUAUUUAUAGUUUAAAGUAUAUCUGAAGAGCCAGGACUUUUGACAGUGAAUUGAAAAGGUUACAAAAAGGGGGGGGGAGGUGGGGGGGAGGGAGGGAGUGAUAUUUUCUCCAAAUUAAAGCAUUCCUCUUGAACGUUGAUUGUUUUAGAAGUGAUCUCCAGCAUUGAUUUGUAGUGGUAUCUAGAACUUCUGAAACCUCUGUGACUGUGCUUUUGGGCACUAUUUCCCUCUGCAUUGUCUUUCCUGCUUUAUGAAACAACUAUACAUUGUCUAAGGGCAUUAACUGGUUCCAAUGUAUAUACAAUAAUUUACUCUGUAGAUUAAAAUAAUACAAAAAAGGAAAAAAAAAAACAAAAACAAAAACAAAAGCAACACUGUGAAUAGUACUACCCAUGCUGGUCCUGUUGCUAUGACAGCAAUUACUGGGUAUUUACCCCAACAAAAGUAGAUACAGUAGAUGUCUUGUAAAACAAUAGUGCUGUGUCUCAAUCUAUGCCACUAGGUUUUAAAGAAUCGCAAAGGUAGAAUGAACAACUAUUUCAUACCAAUAAGCAGUCAAAAAACAAACAUACAUCAGAUGGUGUCAUGGAGGUCUCCCUGGUUAGCAUUCUCCCCUCCUGUAUAGUUUAAAGAUAUAACAGAGUUGAGCUUAGAGAUGGGGGAGGCAUUAAUAAAGGUGAUUUCUUACAAAGUACUAACUUCCCAUCCUGAAGAUAUAUUGCUGGAAACUGGGAAGUGUUUAUAAUGAAUCUACAUCUGAAAACAAAUAAACCCAUGCAUCAUGGGUGUUAAGAAAGAAAUCAGUAUAACUCUUCUGUUUCAAGGAUGAAGGAUUAUAAUGUAGAAUGGCAAUGUAAAGUCCAGAUCUUUCACGUUAGUACAUAUCCAAUAAAAACAGAGAAUAUUGCAUCUCUGCAGUAUCCCCUUUAUAUCACACCAGUAGGAUUGUUUCUUAGGCAAAGGUCUCUGCUUUAAGUAUGAUGGUAGAAUUCAGCAUUAGCUAUUUUUAUCGGUUUUUCUUUUUUUUUUUUUUUAGAUUUCCUGCUGACAUGAUAUAAACAAUUAAUAUAUAUUUAAAUCUUAAUAACAACAGGAAAUAUGAAUCUGAGUUAAUUGCACACCAGUGACAUAGUGUUAAAAAAUACUGGUAAGUUCCACUUAACAAUUAUUUCUCCAGUGGAGCUGUGAAAUACUGACAGCCUUUGACAUUCACCAUCAGGCUGAAAGAAGUUGAUGUUUUACCUUUAAAACAAGAUUUAUCAGGGGUAUAUAUAAAUAUAUGUAUAUUGUAUAUAUGUUAGAAAGAUUAAGAGAAUAACUUAUAAAAAGAAAAUCUAUAUAAAAUAAUUAUAUAACCAUCCAGUGUUACAUGUUAUCAUUUAAUUGGUAACAGAUGGCAUAAAAAUAGCUGUGCCUUUAAUUUGUGAUAAAGGCUAUUUGCUUUUUCCCAUAGAAAGCUAAAAUAUACCUAUCGAUAUGGUGGGGUUUGAUGCAGCCAGUCUGUUGCGUUAAUAGGAACAAUGACAUUCAAACUUAGAAUAAUGGCCAAACAUACAUGAUUUAGGUUUAAAGAAAAAAAAAACUAUUUUUGAAAAAGUUUUGUAAAGACUAUUUAAAAAUAUAGGGAAGGAUUGGGUGUGGCCUUCCUGAAACUGCUCUCAAAGUGUUGUAACACUUGGAGAGGUAUAAAGAAUCAAGUGGAAACCAUUUGAGAGAUAGGUAUUUGGCAUUUAUCAUUUUAUAUUUAAGAAACACCCAUAGCGUGCUUGGUGCUCAACAUUAAACAUGGUUUUUGGAGUUCUUCUCUACCAUCUAGCUAUAGACAUUUGUCAUCUAAAUCAAUCUUUAAAGCAUUUGGCUUUAUAUAUCUUUUGUUAAACAACCAACCAAAAAAAAAAAAAAAAAAAAGGAAGGAAGGAAGGAAAGAGGGAAGACAAUGUGUUCCAUCAGUAUUCUGGUAGAAAGAAUUUCAAACAAUGCUUCUCUGGUUAAACAUAUUGAUUAGCAUUAAAAUUUGCUUUAGAAAGUGUUUUCAUUAACCAGCAUCUCUAUUCUCUGGUUUUAGCAAGUGUUUUCUUUCUCACCUACAGACCCUGCUAGUUCAGCCUGGUGGAUAGUUGCCGGCAAGUUUGUUGUUUGGGGCUCUGUCUGUAUCCCAUGAGACCAGUUUCUAACCGUUUUGAACUUUAGUUUGUCUUUUCUGCUAUGUCAAAUAUAUUGAUUUUCCAUAGUCAUCCUGAAUCCCUAUCCAACAACCUUUACAACUGAUAGAGCCUCGCUUUCUGUUAGAGAAUUUAGUGUUAAUUAAUGCAAUCUCACUAAAUUGUGCUUUUGUUGUUGUUCUCCAUUUUCACCAAAGUGAAUGAAUGAGCCAGUCCACUAGAAAUCAGGGCCUGUGGGAUACACAGGGUCCUGGAUCACAAGGCAUUACUAACUUUAAUGAUUUGCUGGGAACAAACAAAUCAGCCAUAUUUUCUCCAUCAGCCAUAUGAGGAAACUCAGAAAUACCUGAAUCCCUUCUGCCUCACUUCGCUAUGGAACCAUUUUUGUUUAAAUGGUCUUUUAAAUUGGAGUUGUAAGCAUCAGUUGUCUUUUACUCACUACCUAAUAAAGGAUGAAGCCUAACCACAGAACUUAUAGUGGAUUCUCUGUGAGUUGUUUCCCCACACUCCAUAUAUUUAUCAACACCAGAUUAACAUCCAUUAUAGUUCAGGCUGCCAUAAAGCUGUAUGUUUUCCCUUAGGGAGCUUUUUUCAUGAAUAAAGAUCCACAAUUUAGAUUGGUCAGCAGUGUGCUGUGAAAAUCCCUGAGGGUGGUCUGACUUUAAGGCUAUACAUCCCUUCCAUGCAUCACACCCAUGGCAAGGAAAGUGAUGGAGAAAGCAGCUCUGAUUCAUUUGAAACAAAUAUAAAUGCACUGCAAGAGCCAAAUGCCUCUGGAAAAAGCAUUGUUGCACCUCAACCAGAUCAUCCAGACAAAUGGGAAACAGUCAUUGGGGAGGUACUGUAUUUCUCUCAAGAGAAAACAGGCGAUUAUGCAUGAUAAAUUGCUCCUCUCACUGGACCUAAACUUUGAAGAGUACUUGUUUUAUUCACAUAAGCAAACAUAGUUGGCUUUUUGCAAUUUAUGUCACUCCUGCCUCAUUUGAAAGGAUUUCUAUCUUUAGGUACUAUUGGGCUUCACCUGAUCUAUUGCAGUAAUUCAUUGCCAUUAUCAUCAGAGAUGAAAUUUGUUUUUUUUUUUCUAAAGGUCCUACAUAUUUUAUUGCCAAGAAACUAGUUAGCAAAGAGAGUGUUUACAUGUAUUUGAAAAUUGCAGGAAAUCAUAAAAGACUGACAAUGAAAAGACAGCAGAAGUUUCAAAACGGAAUCAAAGUGGCUGUGCCUAUUUGAGUUUCUAAGGCACAAACCAAAACAUAGUAGACAUGAGCAUUAAAUAUCACUUAUUACAAUUAAAUUUUAAGUUAAUAUCUUUGUCUUUGUACCUGUGUAAUGUUUCAAUUGUUCUGAAGAAAUCAGAUCACAAAUCUAAAGAUAACUAAGGUGAUAUGUAGGCCUCUUUCUUUAAACCUGAAUUGAUAUAGAAAAUUACCUUUCUAUACUUAAGCAUGGAUGACAUUGUAUUAAUAACUAUGUGUGCACCUAAAAGCAGAAUGAAGUGGUGGGGAAAGCAAUCAGGAGCCUUAAAGAAGCCAGAGCCUAUUUCAGACUCUGUCCCUGACCAACAGGGUAACUUAGUCAACUCAUGCCUUGCCCUUAAUUUCUUCUUUGGUAAAAUAGAUGAUGGUGAUUAACAGCUAAGCUGGUUUAAUAUAUCAGCACUAGAGGAGUGCUGCUUUUAUCCUCUCAGGAAUAAAAAUUCUUUAUUUGAGUGACAAAUACAGCUACUCACAUACUUGCAUGCGUCCAGAAAAAUAUUCUGUAUUCCUUUCCAUCCUGAGUGUAAGCCACAUUGGUAGGUCAUUCAUCUGCUCAACCAGAAUGUACAUUUCACCAACUAAUAUCGGAGUAGUGGCUAAUUCACUGAGUACUCACUUAUUAUGACUCCACUUAUACCAACAUCACGUAAGAUAUGCUAUUUCUAUUUUCCCAGUCAAGAAGGUAAUAAAUUCUGAACAAAACCAACCCUGAAAAGGCCAAUGGAAAGCUGGAAGUGGGGAUGUGGAAGGAACAAUUUAAACACAUCAUCCUUAUUUAUUUUGUUACAUUUUCUCUCUUCAAUAGGAAGGGGUCCUGACUAAGCCAUAACUAAUUCUGUCCUUAGUUUGCAUGGUCAUCUUAUUAAGACCAAUUCUUCUACAGACAAGUAUAUCAGUUAUGCAUUUCUAUCACUGUUACAAAAAUUAUUUAAACUGAGUCCUAAAAGUGAAAUUUUUACCUAACUUUUGCUGUUUUCUAUUUUUAUUUUUUUCCUAAAUGGGGAGAUUUAUCUCUGGAGCAUCUCUUGUGUUUUUGUACAAUAUGCUUAGUAACUAGAGAGGCUAUUUUCAGAAAAUGAAAUGGAUCAUUUCUAUAGUUGGUCUCCAUUGUCUACAUAGUAUUUCUGAGAGUGGUAUCAGGGUGUCCAGUGAAGGAUGGAUAUGUUGACAUGUCAUGAUCAUGUGGCCCAAAGGUUGUUACUGCCAAGAAUGGACUUACAGCUUACCAGAAUGUGCAUGGUGACGAAAGGCAGGUUCUGCUCUGAAAAAAUAUCAUAUGUUAUUCUAUUAGAAGUUCAUGCAGGUCAUGAAGAGUCGCAGAGUUUAAAGAACUCUCUGGUUGGCUCAUCAAUGUUCAGAUGUCAAAAGACUGAACAUUACCUACAAUUUUAGGGUCUUCUCUUUCUUUAUCUCAGUGAUGGAAACUCAUCCUUCCUAGGUGCCUAAGUUGAUGGUAGAAACUGCUAAAGUGUAUUCGACAAAUAAAGUAAAAUCUGAUUAUUAAUAUGUAUGAUCAGGUAGAGUAAAUUAAAUUUUGGUUAACUAAGAGCAAAGAAUGGGGUCAUGUUAUUUUCAAGACUGGCAGCUCAUCUCUAAAGGCAAUUUUUAAAGAGUAGGGCUAAAAUGAUUUGUGAGCAAAGAAGUAUAAUUAAAAAUAAGUAAUAGUACAGUGACAUGUUCUACGGUUAAUGCUUACAUAUACACAUAUGCACAUACAGAAUUGUAAAAAUAGGAGUCUUAGUACCUGUCAUCCUUUCACAAAGCCAUGGUAAAAUCAUUUUAUUCUCAAUGAUUAGGUUGGUUUUACUUUAGGAAAAGGAACUCCAAUUUCACACUUGGGAAUCUUAAUUAUUUUAGGGCAUUGGAGGGGUUGGGAAGCAGACAUAAUGGUAAGGUACUAUGCUCUCUAGCAAGGUUAUUAUGCUAACAGUUUGAGUUGGGUAAUGCAAUUGUCUCAUUUCACAUCAGCUACUGACUUGGAGUAUAGAAAUCAAACCCUUAUAAAAUCUUCCUCAAAUCCAAGUAGUUUGCAGGACAUGGUAUAACAACACUAAGGAAAAUUAGCAGAGUGAGCCUUAAUUGGAAACCCAGAUUGUAUUUUUGUCAGUAUAACAAUUAUUAUUUUUAAAGUCUCUCAGUAAUAGGAUUGUUCAACAUAAAUCUAUUGAGAAACAAUGAUGUCAGAGAGUUUUGAAGCUAUAGUGAAAGUGUGGUGAAUUUUCUUAGCCAAAAUAAUAAUGUGGGUUUUAUUGGACAUUUGUCAACCCAAGUUAAUACACAUUAUUGCAUAAUUCCAGCAUGGGACACUAGGACUAGGGGCAACUAAUAUUGGAUAAAGACCCUUCAUGAGAUGCUUUAUGUCUCGUGUGAUGUUAUGCUAACAUUAGUAGAGAUGAAAAAGAAAUUAAGUUUGUGAGGUACUGGAAAGUUUAACUUUUAUCAAAUAGUAAGAAGAAUUCCGUUUGAUGGCAUCUGGUUUUUAAAUGAAUUAUAGAAAAAUGUGUGGAAGUAUUGGAUAUUGGAGAAAAAGCCUUGUGGCCAAGGGAUCUGGGCACAAGAUCGAGCAUCACAGAACAGUGAGCACAGUUGUUGGCUUCACUACCAAUCAACUAUGAGGAAACUGCGCCAAUUCACUUAACAUUUUGUUGAUUCUCUCGAUAAAAAUAGGGAUAAUGACUGAUUACAGAAAUGUGCUUUUAAAAAAGCUGAAUUUAGCAAAAGCAAGUCAUUUGCUACUCAAAAUAGAUCCAAAAUCUAAGCCAUAUUUCUAUAAAUUUCAAUAAAAUUGUUUUAAAAUGUGAAUUGUAGUUACAGUGUUUAUAUUACUAAAUAUUUAAAAUGGAACUGACCUGAUGCCAAAGCUACAUCAUAUGUAGCUAUAUUAGCUGUCUGUUUAUCCUGAAAAAAGGCUGGAGUGUUUUUAAAAAUAUAUUUUUAAAUCUGCACAUGGAGGUAUAUGCAAAGAACAUUGUUUAUUUGGGAAAUAUUUUUUGUCAUAGUUUCUUUCAUUUAUUUCUUCAGCUGAAAUCUUAUGUCAGUUUCAACUAAGGUCUCGUUACUUUAGUCAAUACUUUCUUCUAAUAAUAUUUAAUUCACUGGAAUUUUAUAAUAAAUUUUAAAUUAACUCCUAAGUGUGGUUAGUUGAGGAAAAUUUAAUAUUAUCCAAUGUAUGAUGAAAUAUUCAGGUUUCACAAAAACUGGAUGCUUGGCUAUUUUUCAAUGGUUAUUCUUCACAAUAGAACUACAAACAGACUGUGUCAAAUAAAUUGACUGAUAAGUAUGUCUAUUUACUAACAUGAGCCAAGUUGAACUUUACUUGAGAGAUCUAAAGAUAGUUAAUACACAUGCAUUUAGUGACUAUAAGUUGAAGGCAAUAUUCUUUUGACAACCAAAUUUAUUGAAAACUUUGGCAUUAAUGUUGGCAAAGGUGAGCACUAUUUCGAAAUUAAAAAUAGACUAUGGUUUGCUCUGCA